AUGUCCGUGAUGCAAGAUAGGGAGUCGUAUGUACCUAGGAUGGGGCGAAAGAGAAAAAGAUUAGUGAUCUUACAAUAUAGUAUAAUAGCUGUGAGGGGUAACAAGUGGCAAAACAAGCCUAAGUCUAUGAUGCAAAUUGAGGACUCGUCCAAUGAUGAUGGCAUCAAAGAUGACGGUAGUCCACCUAUGUCCGUGAUGCAAAAUGGGAAGUCGUAUGUGCCUAGGAUGAGGCAAAAGAGAAUAAGAUUAGUGAUCUUACAAUAUAAUGUAAUAGCCGUGAAGAGUAACAAGUGCAUCAAAGACAAUGAUAGUCUGCCUAUGUCCGUGAUGCAAGAUGUGAAGUCGCAAGACAAGCCUAAGUCUAUGGCACAAACUGAGGACUUAUCUAAUAAUGAUAGUACCAAAGAUAACGGUAGUCUGCCUACGUCCGUGAUGCAAGAUGGGAAGUCAUAUAUGUCUAGGAUGGG
Acaulospora colombiana is the source of this 467-nucleotide messenger RNA. The record is from the annotation of a GenBank genome assembly. Lineage: Eukaryota; Fungi; Glomeromycota; Glomeromycetes; Diversisporales; Acaulosporaceae.